AUCCUCGCUCUACCCGGUUGUCUUUGACGGAGCAGAAGUGAGUGCGACAUAAAUGGCUCAUCCCUGAAUCCAUCAAAGAUAGAGGCCUGGGCGGCUAGAUUGAUUGGAUAUACCAGCCGUCUGACAAGUGGACGUAAGAUACAGCGCGGUUUGGACAUAUUGAGUCUGCGCUAACAGAAAAAGAGGAGGUUCCCGAAUAGAGUCCUUUAUUUAUUUCUUUGUUUCCAGUGGGGAAAAAUAAUAACAGCGACAUAUAACGCAGCCACUUCAUUUAUUGUAUUUGUCCGUAUACACAAGAAAACUGGAUAGGAUUACAGUCGUUACUCGAAGGCCAAAGCCAAGGGGAGGAGGAUGAAGCGGCGCAAUGCGGACUGCAGCAAACUCCGACGGCCGUUAAAACGGAACCGAAUCACUGAGGGUAUAUACGGCAGUACAUUCCUAUACCUGAAGUUCCUGGUGGUGUGGGCACUGGUGCUACUGGCUGACUUUGUCCUGGAGUUUAGGUUUGAGUACCUCUGGCCAUUCUGGCUCUUCAUCCGGAGUGUGUACGACUCCUUUAGAUACCAGGGUCUGGCCUUCUCAGUAUUCUUUGUGUGUGUUGCGUUUACCUCCGACAUCAUUUGCCUCCUCUUCAUCCCAGUGCAAUGGCUGUUCUUCGCUGCCAGUACCUAUGUGUGGGUGCAGUAUGUUUGGCACACAGAGCGGGGUGUCUGUUUGCCCACUGUUUCUCUGUGGAUACUCUUUGUGUACAUAGAGGCAGCCAUCAGAUUCAAAGAUCUGAAGAACUUCCAUGUGGACUUAUGUCGUCCUUUUGCUGCACACUGUAUUGGCUACCCGGUGGUCACGCUGGGAUUCGGCUUCAAGAGCUACGUAAGCUAUAAAAUGCGCCUCCGGAAGCAGAAGGAGGUACAGAAGGAAAAUGAAUUUUACAUGCAGCUCCUGCAGCAGGCUCUGCCUCCAGAGCAACAGAUGCUUCAGAGACAAGAGCGAGAAGCAGAAGAAGCAGCAGCGGCAAAAGGAAUAUCUGAAGUGGACACACCUCCAGUGUCGCAGAAUGGCGCCCCAGCCAAUAAAAAGACAUCGGCACCACUGCCGGAGUUAGAGUAUAGAGAAAAAGGGAAAGAGGGAAGGGGGGGCGGGGAGGCUAAAAAGCAGCACAACAGCAACAGCAUCCUGCCAUCAUCAGUGGACUCUAAACUCCAGGAGAUGGAGUAUAUGGAGAACCAUAUGAACAACAAGAGACUGACCACAGAGCUGGGCAGCACAGAGAACCUGUUGCUUAAAGAGGACAACAAUUCCUCCUGCUCGUCAACGUCGUCCUCCUCCUCUAAAAACUACAAAAAUGCUAGCAGCAAUGCCACAGCACUCAACUCCUCACCCCGUGGCCACAGUGCUACCAAUGGCAGUGUGCCCUCCUCUGCACCAUCCUCCUCUUCCACAGGGAAGAAUGAGAAGAAGCACAAGUUAACAGUAGGGAAGGGGACAUCAGGUGGCUCCCACAGGGAUCCUACAGACAACUGUAUCCCCAACAACCAGCUGAGCAAGCCUGAAGCACUUGUCAGAUUGGAGCAGGAUGUUAAAAAGCUGAAGGCAGACCUGCAGGCCAGCCGACAGGUUGAGCAGGACCUGCGAAGCCAGAUUGGCUCGUUGGGCAGCGCUGAGCGCUCCAUACGCACUGAGCUGGGCCAACUGCGCCAGGAGAACGAGCUGCUGCAGACCAAGCUUCAUAAUGCUGUGCAGGCAAAGCAAAAGGACAAACAAGCAGUGGGCCAACUGGAGAAAAGGCUCAAAGCAGAGCAGGAGGCUCGAGCCAUGGCAGAGAAACAACUUGCAGAUGAGAAGAAGCGGAAGAAGUUAGAGGAGGCCACAGCAGCCAGAGCAGUAGCACUAGCAGCAGCAUCCAGAGGGGAGUGCACAGACACAUUGCGGCGGCGCAUCACUGAAUUAGAAACAGAGUGUAAGAAACUAACAAUGGAUAUCAAACUAAAGGAAGACCAGAUCAGAGAGUUGGAAUUGAAAGUUCAGGAGCUUCAUAAAUAUAAGGAAAAUGAAAAAGACACAGAGGUGCUGAUGUCAGCACUGUCAGCCAUGCAGGACAAGACCCAGCACCUGGAGAACAGCCUGAGUGCAGAGACCAGGAUCAAACUGGACCUCUUCUCUGCGCUGGGGGAUGCCAAAAGACAGCUGGAGAUUGCACAAGGUCAGAUCCUGCAGAAGGACCAGGAGAUAAAAGAUCUGAAGCAGAAGAUAGCCGAAGUUAUGGCCGUCAUGCCCAGCAUCUCCUACACAGCCGACACCAGCAGCAUGACCCCUGUGGCCCCCCACUACUCCUCCAAGUUCAUGGACACCAGUCCCUCCGGCCUAGAUCCCAAUGCCUCUGUUUACCAGCCACUCAAAAAGUGAACGCUUCGUCCCGCCCCUCGCCUCUUUCCAACCUCCCGUCAUUGUUUUUUUUCUCCCUGCAGGCCCACCACCUUCCAAUUUGCUCCGCAUGUCUGCGGCCAAGAACUUUGUUUUUCUUGGGUUUUUAUUUUUCUCUUCGCCAGGUCAGAAGGAUGUUGUAUUGUGUGACUGUAUUUGUUGUAGUUAAAACAAAAGACAAAAAAAAAACAAAAAAAAACUAAAAACGGACAUCACUUGUCAACUAGGGGGUCCCAGUUUUUUUUUCUCUUAAGUGUCUAGUGAAACCUCACAGAAUCGGGUAUGUAUCUUCAUCUCAAGGGUUUUGCUCUCCCGUUCCCACCACCACGGUAACCAUCUGCAACCAGUUAACUGCUCUUUGGUCCUGGGGAAUAGCUGCUUGAUUAUUUAAGCUUGUUUUUUUUAUCCCCCCUGCAAAAAAUUUGAAAUUGGAGUUCUCUAUCAUACAGUCAUAGACCCUCUCUUGCAUCCUUAUUUCUUUGACAGGUUGUUUUCUCCCAAUACAGUAUGGCAACAUGUAAACAACCAGAGGAAUGUAGUACAAAGUUGGCACAGAUGCUCGCCCUGGUUAUGUAUAAUUUAUAGUUUUAGAAGCCAAAUCAAUCCUGCUCUCAGCUGCUUCGGGAUUUGGUGGUAAAUAGUUUUUAAAGAUUACUGUGUGGUUCUCUUUGUUCACUCCUUAUGAUUCAAGUGUUAAUUUCAACAGGCUGGAGGUGUUGAUUGCAACAAGUUGGAGAAGAACUUGUGUUGUCAGCAGAACGUAGAUUGUAAUAGUAAAUAAACCCAUGCAGUUCCUCAUGAGUUUUUGAGUUGAAGAAAGAGUGCAGUAAGAAAAGAAGUCCCUAUGUGCACAUGUGCUGUUUUCUCAGUGCUCUGCAUAGUCUUUCAUCAAUUGUCAUAAUCACAGUGCCUUGAGCUGAGGACAUGGAGUGAGUUUGAUAAUGAAAUAUGGCCAAACCCUUUUGAAUUAGUGGUGAGUCAUCUGGCUGAGCUGUAGAGGAUAAGAAUUUGACCUUGCCUAGUGAAGGGGGAUAAAGUUGCUGUUGGAUAGCGAUUUUGUUUAUAGACUUCCUGCUGAUUUCCCAGCUGGCAGGGAAGAUGAUCCAUCCCGUCCAUUCGGUGGCAGCUUUGUCCCUUAUGUUGGUCACAUUCAACUCAACAGUCACGUUCAAGAUAGAUUUGACAGGACCAAAUCCAAGACCGAUUUGCCUCUUGUUGAUAUGUUGACAUGGUAUCCACCACAGAGCCUCCAGCACACAGGUCUCCAGCUUGUCACACGUCCAUUCACAGGAGCUCAUCUCUUCCGCUGUUAAACCCCAAAUCCCUCGGUUUAGCUGCUGCCCCCUUGUUUUCAAUUUCCAGUGGAAAAAGUUACACUGUAGAAAACCCAUGCUGUUUGAAAGGGAAAACUGUAAAGACGGGCUGUGCAACUUUAACAAAGCUUUGGAAAUGCCAACUUAAUUAAUAGCAGAUUCAUUUGAUUUAAUUAAUCCUCCAAUUCAGUUCGUGUGCCAAGGAUGGAACGCGUCUCUCUCUAUCUAGUAAUGUGUAGGAAUGUACUGCAAAUGCAUUGGCUGACAAGUUUUGAGAAAUAUCCAGUUGAAUAUCACUCAAUGGAAGUUUUUGUUAAGUCGGUAGAGAGAGUGGUCACCUGUCUGUAGUACACUGAGUAGUUAAGGGACUAGAAAAGUCAAGUUUCUUUUUGUGAAUGUUACAGUAUUUGCAAUUGUUGGGCAAGUGGCUGUCCAAGGCAGGUUUCCUCAGUCCUGUUUCUCGUAUUAUUUUCCUGGAGGGAGAAAAUCGCUUGAGGUCCGAUGUGGUUUCACCAUCAUUUGAAAUGGUCACUGUUUGUGUGGUUUUCACCUACUGUAAAUGGAGAAGCUUUUUUUUUGCUCAAAUUGCCGUCAUUGGCUCCUGGGAAAAAAAUAUGUUGUGAAAAUUACACUUUAGUCAGUUGUUUGGUCAGCUGAUUGUUGGAAUAAUAGAGAAGUGUUUUGUUUUUUGUUUUCUAUGCCCACAGUCACUGCUGUUUCUCCCCAGGUCUGACCUUGGCUGUGCUCUCGCUCUGUGAGGUUUACAAGGAAUAAACUUUUUUCUGGCAAAUUGA
This is a messenger RNA of Scatophagus argus, 4528 nucleotides long. RefSeq names its product macoilin 1b (gene maco1b). Lineage: Eukaryota; Metazoa; Chordata; Actinopteri; Scatophagidae. Bases 352 to 2403 code for a protein of 683 amino acids. The record is from RefSeq and is a predicted model, not a curated record. Gene Ontology annotation, biological process: neuronal signal transduction. Gene Ontology annotation, cellular component: rough endoplasmic reticulum membrane. The transcript has 11 exons.